AUGAACAUGUAUGAAUUGGGAAAAAAAGAGAAGCUUGACAUACAAGAACUUGAAGAGAUCCACAAUGAACCAUAUGAGAUUGAAGUUCUUUACAUAGAAAAGACAAAAGCAUACCAUGACAAAAUGAUUUCUCGCAAGGUAUUUGUUAAAGGAAAAAAGGUAUUGCUUUACCACUCUCCCUUUAAGUUAAUUCCUGGAAAAUUAAGGUCCCGUUGGGUGGGACAAUUUUUUGUUACUAAUGUUUUUGAGCAUGGUGCAAUAGAGAUUAGAAGUGAUAAAGCUAGGAUGAUUAUUAAGGUAAACGGGCACCAUUUGAAGCCUUAUUAUGAAAUAUUUGAAGUCAAUAAUGAGGAAAUGGAGGCAAUCACAGACCCACAGUACCAAGAUUGA
Lactuca sativa (garden lettuce) is the source of this 390-nucleotide messenger RNA. RefSeq lists its product as uncharacterized. The record is from RefSeq and is a predicted model, not a curated record. NCBI's taxonomy places the organism in Eukaryota, Viridiplantae, Streptophyta, Magnoliopsida, Asterales, Asteraceae.